UAAAAUAUACUUUUUUUUGCCGGAAAAAGUAAAGAAACCACUCGAUUUAUACCUUAUCAACUCCUUUCUAAGGAUCUGUAUCGCUAUUUUUAAUUCCGCGUAUAUUCAAAGAAUAUUUUGCGAUUUUGUACGAAAGGUGAAAAAUGCCCCCAAAUCGGCGAUUUUAUAGGCAAAAUCGUAAAUUCGGAAUUUCUCGAAAAAUAUUUAUUGUAUGUAACUCAAACUUUUUAAACAUGAUAAGAGAACCAGGGGCUAACUUUAAACCAAUUUUGAGCGAUUUUGAAAUUUCUUAUUUGGAACUCCUCAGUUGAAUCUAAGGGACUGGUGCACUUAAAGACACAAUGCUGUUGAUAAUUUUCUUGUUCUGAGCAGGUUCAUGUGUGAGCCCGCUUGUAGAUGAUGAACUGCGUUUUUAUCGCAGUGAAAAAAAACACACACAAUUUGGCAGUGGCAAUCGCAAUUGAUUGGUCUUUUUUUUUAGAAAUUACAAUAUUUUAUGUAGGGAUUAGGUUAGGGAGUGCAAAUUGUUUGUGUCUUGCAUGAAGUAUUAACCGCGAGUCAUCGUUUGCUAUUUUCAUGGACUAUAUCCGCCAUGUUGGAUCUUAAUGAAGUAGUGCCCACGCCAACUGUUUUUUUUUCUUUGUUAUUAGGAAACGUUACAGCAUGGUUUUAAUAUUUGUCUCAAACUAGGAAACUAAUUUCUUGUGCACUUUUAUUUAUACACUUAUAUUUCCUGCCCGCUCUGAAUCAGAUUCUCUUAGAUCGAUUAGAAUUCAAUUCGAUUAGAGCGCCAUCAUGCGUAAAAGCAUGUUAAUCGGGGGCUUCCUCUCGUGUUUGGUAUCUCUCUAUGUGGAUGUGUGGCUAGUCUAGGUUUCGUAAUGAGUUUUCCCCCUCGCCACGUUUGUCACGUUUUAUACCGCCAUUUGCGAAUCUCGCACCAGGCCCCUCAUUGGGCCUCUGCCAGCCGCCAUUUUGUCAUCCUAGCGUAAUACAAAGUGCGAGGAAGGAUCUAUUUUGAUGAUUUUUUGGGUGCAGUGGUUGCGAUGUUUUCGAUCAAAAUUGGUAAAUGAAGUACAUAACUUUGAUUUUAGAUUUUAGAGUUUUUAAUCCAUUUUUUUAAUUAAAAAAUAAUGGGAACAACCAUCAUGUAAAACUAAUAUUUUUCAUGAUUGGCAAAUAUUGAAUGAAAUCACUGUCUUUUCUUUGUUUUUUGUCUCUGAUCUUAUUUGGAUUGGUACCAAAAAAUCAUGAAAGUAACUCGUCCUUCUCAUUAUUAUUUAUUUGACGUCUGUACCUUUUCAUGUCUUCCUCGUGUUUUUAUCGCGACAGAGAGGGAUAAAAAAUGCUGCAUCGCAUCGAAAAUGAUGUAGAAACAGCUAAAAUCUUCAUCAUCGUGCUAAGAAAACGUUGUUAAGCUUUGUGAAAUGGAAUAUGCAGUAUGACGUCAUUGCUAGUCAGGAAAAAUAAUAAUAACAAAAGCGAAAAACACAAUCACACACAAAAAAUAUUAUUUGCAGAGAGUCCACUUCAAAUUUAUGCACCAUAUACGUAUAGCCGUAUAAAUUUUUUUACAUUUGCUUUGAUCUGAUUGUGAUAUCCUUAUCUUGUUUUGAUGAAGCAAAAGUACUUAUUUCCUCAAGAACUAGUAUGCGCGGCAAUAUUUGUGUUUAACACCUUCGAGAAUUGUGUUUUCCCCUUAGUCGCCGUGCCUAAUGUACACCUUACCUACAUCUAUCAUAUUCAAUUUGUGUUUCAUCUCCUAUGUUUGCCCUUUGAUUACUUCCCAUUUCUCACUUGAAAUUGUCGCUUUCUCUGUUACAUUGAUGGGCAUAGACCAAUUAAACAAGAAAAUAAGACUUUUAGACGCAAUGUACAUUUUGAAUAAAACUAUGAUUGGUCUGAAGAGCCCUAUUCAAAGAAAAAACAAAAAUUAUGCAAUAAAUAAAACUUUUCUUUUCGAUAAAUCUUUUAUUUAAGUACCCUCGUGUGAAUGGCACGCUUUUGAAUUGAGCGAAAUCUAGAAAUCAUUCCAUCUUUGAAGUCGCCGUGUUUUUGUCUAUCGUUUCAAUUUGUUUACUCUAGUACACAUACAAAAUCGUUGUUUAAGCUCUGUUAGUCGAGUUCUCGACAGCGAAUGGAGACAUAACACUAACCUAAGGUAGCACUGGAGACUUAUGACUUGGGCGUUAAUAGCACUAAGUCCUUUGUCACCUGCAAGCAAAAAGCUCACUAAAAGGCAGGCUACUCAUCGGGUAAAUCUGCAAGUGCAAUAACCCCAAGGAGACCAAUAAAACUCAUUUGAAACCCAACGUCCCGGAGACCAAGAAAUUUCGCUGUAGAUGAAAAGGGACAGCACUAAACGUUGCGGGUCCGGUAAUCGAUGCAGCACUGGUUAAUAGGUGAUAAAAGAACUGAGGCUUCAUUCAGCACUUGUGAAGCAGAUGUCAACUUGGAAGACGAUUAGCUCUCACGUUUUUGCGGAAUCGAACAGAUUCGCUAUACACGUGCUAACGGGGGAACGGUAUAAAUUCAGGUCGAGUUUCAGCAUCCGAUCACUCAAAAGUUGUUGCUUGGACAGGUCUCUAAGCUAUUCGUCUGGAUUUGUGAAUUCAAAGAGUUCUCUCUGUGAAAUAAGACUCUUUCCUGUUGUUCGUGAAAGGAUUUUGAGCUCUAACUUUGGGUGAACGAUUUCUACCUGGCGUUUCGAGUACAUCGAUAUCGUUGCUAAGCGGCUUUAUAGAUCUGUUUAGACACCUCGAAACGAAAGUUGUUUUGCGAAAAGCGGUGCACUUGAAAGUCUUCUCGCGAAAAAACAUCUCACCUUGCAGUCUUAACAAGUAGUCCCCUUGGACAGCACGCAAGAUGAACAGUACGAAUGCAUCCGUGAUAACGCUAGCGAACGGGUGUCCCCCGUCACUGCCAACCACCUUAUCCAGGACGCUCAAAUCCUUGGCUUACAUCGUUAUCAUGUUGACCUCCAUCUUCGGCAACCUGCUUAUAGUAACCAUCAUCUAUAAAAUCAAAAGAAUGCGAAUCCCAUUCAACUUCUUUAUCCUGAAUAUGGCCGUCGCAGAUCUCCUUAUCACCGUCAUCUUUAUGCCUAGGAUGCUCACGCGCAUUCUGUAUGGCUUCGCCUGGCAAAUCCCAGGCAUGAUCGGGUUGGUCCUCUGUAAGCUUCUGCCGUUCCUACACGAGGUCUUCAUCUGUGUCGUGGUUGCGAGCAUGAUUUGUAUAGCGCUCGAAAGAGUGUUCUCCUUGCGGUUCCCAACUCGACGGAUCAUCACCCAACGUCUCUCGUACUUUAUGAUUCUCGGCUCUUGGUUGCUUGCCUUAGCGCUGAGGUCACCUAUGCUUUACGCGCUGCGACUCCAGGAAGAAAACGGCGUCGCUAUCUGCUUCUUGUUAUUCGAGACUGAGGCUUUGCAGCGUGCCUACCCCGCCAUCGUAUUGGCAGUGUUUUACGUGUCACCCCUAACUAUCAUCAUCGUCCUUUACUCGGUGUUCCUCGCGAGCUUCAAGCGCCAAGUGUCCCCCGGCCGUGGAGCAAGGAACUGCUUCGCACCUGGAUCUACAACCCGCGCUAGGGCCUGCUCCAUAAAAGCCUUACGCGCUACGGAUUUUCGACGUGAACUAGAGAGACACAGAAGUCGCAGCAUUUUGCGCGUGCUUUUGUCCGUAGUCGUGGGGUUCGCAUGUUGCUGGGUGGUGUACUUCGUGAACCCGGUCCUGUAUCAUUCCUACCCGGUCCAGGCCUGCAAGUUAUCCUUCCUUCAGUACCUAUUGGCUCAUGUCAACAGCGCAUUGACACCUUGCUUGUAUUUUGCAUUCAAUGAGAAUUUUCAGAGUGGGCUUAAGCUGGUAAUCUUGCAGUCAGUUCGUGGGCGCGGAAGUAUUAGAAAAACAAUGGUGGUGACUGAAGCCGAUGGCAGCCAGAGAAAUAAUAAGUUAAGCGUUGUCGACGACAGUGAAUUUGCAUCUGAUCAUAAACAUCCAAAAAGACAUAGACAGUACAUAGACAGUGAUGUGUAUACGAACGGGUUUUGCCCCCAACCAUCUUGAAAUUUGAUGCGCUUAACUGGUAGAAUCGGCUGAGCUAUUGUAGACUUCAAACAAGCGCUUUUUUCCAUUACGUAACUUCUUUAACACAGUUGAUCAGCAUAAUAUUUCAGUAGCAGAUAAAAUAUGUCUGUAUGGGCAAUUACAAUGGCUAGCCGAAGGCGAAAGUUGAAUGCUUCUUUUUCCGAAAUGCAGUAUGUCCCUAAAAACCUGCACAAACGGAAAACAAUUCUAGACUGGGUUUCAAAAUGCAAAUUAUUUUAGUCAUUGCGAAACUGCAAGAUGGAAAAAGCUCGUUUCCGUGCGC
Molecule: messenger RNA, 4363 nt
Organism: Nematostella vectensis (starlet sea anemone)
Lineage: Eukaryota; Metazoa; Cnidaria; Anthozoa; Actiniaria; Edwardsiidae
Product: QRFP-like peptide receptor
Exons: 1
Coding region: 2863-4059 (398 amino acids)
Biological process (GO): G protein-coupled receptor signaling pathway
Cellular component (GO): membrane
Molecular function (GO): G protein-coupled receptor activity
Source: RefSeq, a predicted model, not a curated record